AUGAAAUCUUUUUCGCCGCCACUUGCAGGAGCAGAAAAACUGCUAGAGCUGUGGUUUGGUAACAGCAGCGGCAGAAGUGGAUCCCUCCGCCGUAUUCCAAGAUAUGAGCUCGACGCAAUGCUCAACAUUGCACAGUGCAAAGUUCUCCAAUCGGCACAUACUGAAUUCAUAGACAGCUACGUUCUUAGUGAAAGCAGUCUCUUUGUAUCGGAACGUCGAUUGAUCCUGAAGACAUGUGGCAGGACACGCUUGCUUGCAGCCUUGCCAUCGAUCAUCCAGCUGGCUGCAGAUUAUGCAGAUUUUGAUCAGGUGGUGUCGGUGUACUAUUCUCGCAAAAACUUCCUACGCCCUGAUCUACAGCCUGAGGAACACCGAUCCUUCGACGCUGAGGUUGAUUACUUGGACAAUUUCUUCCAUGAUGGGCAUGCAUACUGUAUGGGCUCCCUCAAACAGGAUCGUUGGUAUCUCUACACCUACCACGUUCCUCAGCCGAUAACAAAGCUUGCGGACCACACCUUAGAAAUACUCAUGACAGACCUUGAUGAAGACGUUCUACAUAUUUUCACUAAAGAAGCGUGUGAGAAUGCGAGGGACUGUACCGAGCGUGCUGGCAUAGACCAUAUCGUUCCGAAUGGGACGCUCAUUCACGAGGAACUGUUCGACCCAUGUGGAUAUAGCAUGAACGCAUUUCUACCAAAAUCAGAUCAUUAUGCCACUAUCCACGUAACACCAGAGAAGGAGUUUUCAUUCGCAUCCUUUGAGACGAAUCAGGACAUCGUUUGCCUGUACAAGCAGACGAAAGAGGUGCUCAAGUGCUUCCGCCCUGGCAAGCUUCUUAUGACAGUUUUCGCUAAUGACAACUCUACGAAGGGGCGGGAGGCUCAACAACAGUUGUGGGAUCGCGAACUUCCUGGAUACAAGCGUACGAAUGUGCAAUUCGUGAGAUUGGAGGUAUUUAUAAACUUAUCAGACAUUAUCCUGUAG
This is a messenger RNA of Haemonchus placei, 984 nucleotides long. The record is from the annotation of a GenBank genome assembly. Lineage: Eukaryota; Metazoa; Nematoda; Chromadorea; Rhabditida; Trichostrongylidae.